Messenger RNA from Amoebophrya sp. A25, 4031 nucleotides. The record is from the annotation of a GenBank genome assembly. NCBI's taxonomy places the organism in Eukaryota, Dinophyceae, Syndiniales, Amoebophryaceae.
CUUCGAGUGCAGAGACAACAGCAGCGCUACUAUGGGGAGCACCGUUCCUUGUCGCCAAGGUCAGAGGGCGUCCCGGAUGAAAUGUUUGAGUUUGACAGUGCGCUUUCCCUGUCUCCAAGAGGUUGUAGAGGAAAUUCACACGAUGAGAAGAUACGCAAGAUGAAAGAUCAGAUGGCGCCGCUUCUCGACAUUUACAAGGGAAAGGAGGUACAACUAGUAGUACAACUCUACUCACAUUUUGUCCUUCUUCAUCCUGUAGGUAGUGCGUAAUAUGUUGUAGUUGUACUUGUUAUUCCACAAAAUGUAGCUACAAGUACAAGUGCUUUUUCUACGAAGGAUUCUGACCGAAUUCUUCGACUAUGUAUUGGUCUUCAUUGAGCGUUGCAUCAACUUUUUAAUAGUCCUCGUCUUUAUUUACAAUCAAGUACUCGACCAUCGAGAUCGACUUUUCUAUCACGACAGCGUCCUUUUGGUACAAGCCGCGUGAUGCAGGUGCUACAGGGUAUGAAGCAGGACUACUUGGAUCAUACACCGCGAGAGGUGUUAGUCCAGCAGAAAACCGACACAGAGCACGGCGAUUGGCAUUCUGGGGUAAAGCGCUUCAGCGCUCUUACGGUUGAUAUUGAAACUUUCAUCGCUCAUCGCGAAAAAGCGCUCUACCAUCGUUUGCAAAAACAGAACGGAAAAUUGAAGCAAGUACAGGGAAAGAUGUCGCAGGAGAUGGUGAGAGCAACAUCUCCGAAGUCGAAAGCGGAAAAGAACCCUCUUCUAGCUCUAGCUGAUGUAGUUGACGCCAGAGAUGACAGUGUGGGUGAAGUCGGGGAGGAGGAUGAGCCAAUGGCUGUCGCAGAUACAGUGGGGAGCAAUGUACCCGAUGAUGAUGAAUUGGACGCCGAAGAUAAUGAUGACGCUGAGCAAGAUGAACAGGAAUUAUCUUCAUCUUCUGUAGGUGAUGAAAUUAUGGAGAUGGAGGCCUUGGAUUUGGAGCCGAGGAAAGCGGCAGCACUUAAACGUCACCAAAUAAGUGGUGGUUUCAGGAAAGGAGAGGGUGAAGCCGUGCCGCGAGCUAGUUGUAGACAACUGAGGAGCUCUAGGACUUCUUUUGAGUCCUCUUCUCGUGCGUCUUUACAGGCUCGGCCGGCGUUUUCAGCGGCCACGACCUCCGCCUUCCACCAACACGCUGGCGGAGAUGGUCGGGGCAACGCUGCAAACGUCGCCAGGACGAGUGUCGGUCACAAUCGCAAGCUACCAUCUUCGUUUUCCGAAGAGCAAAAGGCUGUGGCGAUCGCGAACACGAACCACAGUUACUCGUUGAUGAAAGAGCCCGUGUUGCAGUCGGGAAACCGUGCAGCUGCGCGUCGCAAUUCACGUGCAAGUCAAACAAAACGCUUCUACGACGCGGACCUGCAAACAAAGGUCACCGGGCCGGCGCUGAGUCCCCUCUUGCGUGAGAAUGAGGGUGUCGAAGCACGCAUGCACGAUAUCAUCUCGAUAGAUCGCGCAGCGCAGCAAUCACAGGCAAAAGUUCAGACCUACACACCGAAGACCCAGGGCAGAGCAUCGCGCUCCUCAAGAGUAAGCACCACAUCAAAAGUGAAGCCCACCCGCGAUUGCAUGUUACACGGUACUGCGCGCUCCUCCAUAGGUAGCUUUGCGCCGGCUUUGGACGUCACUAGGCACAGUAAGACAGAAGAGACGCUAGAGGAACGACGUCACCGCUUGUACAUUUUACACCAUGGCGGUGGGCCGAUUGCUAAACCUUCAUCUCCUAGAAAAAGUACGGAGAACAAGACGUCGAACGCAUCAUCUACUCAGGAACCUCCUGAUUCCAAGAAUCUAUCGACUGAUGAAAAAGCUGGAGAAGCUGAGGCCUCCUCAGAUGCUUUUUUGUCUGCAAUCCAAGCACGAGCGGACGCAACAAGUCCAAUGUUCAUGGUGCAACCGAUUCAGUUGUUGCCCUCAGGCGCCGACGAUCCUCUAAGCAAAUCAAACCUUCUGGGAUCAUUCGCCACCAGUAGUAGUAAGCGAUCAAAGGACGCUGCUGGAUCGCGAUCGCUGUCUCCCGUCCCAGACGAAGGCAUGCCGCUCCAAGACUCGUCGACAAUCGUUCUCCGUACUCUUGCUUUCUCCUCUUCCACCAUGGGUGCGGAGCAGAUCGGCAGCGCGACUAUGCAAGCUUCUACAGAUGAACAGUUUACUACAACUAGCGGAGAGAAACAAGCGCAACCAACAGGAGAGACUCCAGGAGGACACAACUCCAGGACCGACCGAUUUGAUCGGAGUGAGCGGCGCCAUUUUCGCUCUUCGGGGAACAACACUGCAACAUCAGAGCAACGUAGCUCACAGAGAACCUCGCAGAGUUCUACAUUGGUCGCUAAGAUUCGGCAACGAAAGAGUGAAGAAAUGAACAAGAAUGUUGAUCCAAGAACGUCUGGAGAUUUAGACGAGGAAGCGUAUCCUCACGCCCAAAAUUUCGGGAGACCGCAUCCGUCACAUCUGUAUCAUACAGCGCCUAAGAAGUCCUCCAAUCUUGGCCAACGACUACUCUCAUCUGUAAGCAGCGCAGCCACUGCAGAUCUCAGAACUUCAGGUCAACAAAAUCUGGAUGUAGACGAGCAGGAAGAUGCUGAUGUUGCAAAUAACAUAAAAAGUGCUGGAGAGGGCAACGCAAUUGUGCCAACCAAAAGCAGGAAAAUAUCAGCCUCCUCAACACAGGAGGACAAGGACAAAAACUCAGCAGAUUCUUCAGGACAUCAUGCUGGACUUGUAAGAUUUGGAUCAAAAGUUCAUAGUGAGGAAAAGCCUACAUCAGUUGGCAUGACACUGAAUAAAAGUGGACGACUGGUGGAGAUCGGUGGGGGUGGUCCUAGUAGUCCUCCUUCUCUGUCUUCUCUUGGUGGAGCAGUUGGUGCCCUUUCCGCUGGUGCAAUCUUUUCGUCUAUGCUAAACAACAGAGACAGUGCAGUUCAGAACUCCUUCUCUUCUACUUCGGACACUGGGAAUGGAGGCACUUCCCCUUCCCCACGGGUGUCGCUCCUAGGACCAAGCCGGUCGCUCAAUCUAACUGGCAUGCCAACAGUUGUGGCGCCUUCGCUCGAAAGUGCUCUACUGUGUGUUGUAGAAGGAGUUGCUGCGAGUGGUGCAACCACCACCAGUACAGCUAGCGGCGUGCCAGAACCAACCGAGGACCCACCUGCGACUACACUCGUCGCAACAUCUUCUGGUGCUCAAGAAAGAACGCAAGAUACAAUAUGCAGCAAUUAUGUUGAAACGAGUAAAGAACAGGGAAAAGAUAAAGAACCUAGUGGUACAGUUACAUAUUCGGUGGAGCAAGCUGCAGCACCUCCAUCUGCAGUCGUGAAGUUUGAUACAACUGCAGCGAGAAGCCCACGUGAAUAUGUGCAAGCUAAACCAGGGGUGGAACAGCCUCAGCAGAAAAUAUCAACGACGCAAAAACGAGGAAAAAGCACUGUCAAGGACGUCGAAAGGAAAAGCGUAAGUAGGAAAGCGACGACUUCCACUGCGACGAACAUGAACCCUGCUGCGCAAGAAUUUAAUCCCGCGAAACGCUCAACAUGAAAAGAAAACACGAGAUAGAUUCCGAUUCAUGGUUAUAAUUGGUCGUAAUAAUCUACAACUGAAACUGAUGAAUACUUCUCUUUUUUUCUCCGAAAAUUUAGCAUGUACAGACUCACACUCAUAUGAUCCACAUCGAUCCACAUCAUACGCAUAAAUACUGAACAUUCAACAUUGUUGUAGCACUUGGUAAAAGAAUUGUACAAGUAGGUCCAGCGGCGCUCAAAGCACUAAAUAAAACAACUGGUUCGCUUUUACCUCUAGCGUGUAGCCCUUCCAACAAUACAAGCACACAAUAACAUAGUACAUACGGAAGGAAAGAGCAGCAGACCUGGUUAGCACUUUUUUUAUGGCGAGAACUGUUCUUGGGAACAAACAUUCAUAUUCAACUGCUACUGUAAUGCGCUUGUUUGCAGUUAUCGAUUUGCAUGAUGCGCAAUGCUAUAAAGGAGGAG